UUGCAGAUUCAUCAGUUCUGCCGCAAAAUUUCGGCCAUGUCCUCAGACUUGACAUUGUCCCAUUAUGUAACUAGAUGAAAUGGCAGAAGAUGUAGAGGUGCGCAUUCUUUGAUGGUACAAAAGAUUCUGUACGCAGUCAGAAAUCCGUCGGACUGUCUUUCUCGUCGGUGACCAAAAUGUGGGUUCGUUUCGUCCAAUAUGAUGGCCAUAUACACCAUCCGUUUUUUUGCCGCAAUAAAAAUGAUUUCGCCACCACCGUAUAACUUCGUCGGUCAAAAAUGCUCGUCGUGCCCGUGCCCCUUCGUACGCAUGACAAAAAACCACGUCGACCUCGAUGGCACCAUAGGAACAAGCUGUCGGUCGUCUACGUACUUCUACUUACUAGUUUCUCCUACCUUCUCGUUCAGUUUGUCGUGUCGUUGUCAAGAAGUUGCAGUUCGUUGUCUUCUUCAGUCGUGCCGACAAGCAGAUUUCCAUUUUUCUCCCCAACUGCAACACUGUCGCGACAACAAGCUUCGCCUCGGUUUCAAACUGGGCCACCUUGUUUUGCAACUCACAACCACGAAGAACCUCCUCCUCACCGAGAAGAUUCUCCCAACCCAAACUAACACUAAAACCGCUCGCAAAACCACCUUUUACUAAACUUAACAACUACAUUUUCAUUUUCAUCUAGAGCAACCUCAGCAUCCCUGCGGUAGUCUAGUAUCAACUUAAACUUUCAACCUUCUCACCAGCAACAAUCUCGUAUUUAUUCAUAUUUCUUAAUUUCAGUAUCCCUGCCUUCAUUUCUGUUUUCCUUUUCAGCAUUUCAUUCAAUCAUUGUUUGUCGUAUAUUGCAGCAUCUUGUUUUCAGUUCAUUUUUCAUCAUCAUCUCCAUCACCACUAGUACAUUAAUAUCUGAAAUAAAUUUACAAGUAAUUGUUUCAUCAAAAUUUUCUGCAGUUUCGAAGUCCUCGAAGAUCCAAUACUAUUUCUCACUACUUCAUUAUCACGCACCUUUAAUUUAUCCAUUCGCUCUUCUUUUUUGUUUUUCGACCAAAGUAGAACCAAAAAACCGCUCCAAUUGCGUACCCCGCAGAGGACGGAUUUUCCCACAUCAAGCAACACGACGGAGCACGACGAUAAGAGUAGCAUGUAACCCUGCUACCUCUACUUCCGUUCUACCUCUACUUCCGUUGCUGAUACAGUGCCAGACUUCAGUUCAAGAAAUUAAAAACUUUUUUCAAUUACACAUCACCGAGUACUACUAGUACUUGUAAGAAGACGCGAAGUAGACGACGACAAGCAAUACAACAAGAGCCUAACGGAUCAUCUACAACAGCUACACUCGAAUCAACAUCGGCUUGUUGAAAAAUAAACCAGUGCUGCGCUGACACCAAGACCUGCUUCAACAUGACGCGCACCAAAAGUUUUGUUCGGGUGGCCGGGAGUACCUCUUGCCUUCUGGCAACGCCCGUGCUGGUGGAGGCGACUCCGACCGAGGACAAGUACGCCUUUUUGAAGGAUCCCGACGAUAAGCCGGACCCAGAGGCCGUGGCCGCGUAUGAGAAAGCGAAAAAGAUGCUGGAAGACGGGUUGAGCAACGGGCCCGCUUUAUCCCACAGAAAAUAUAAAGCUACCACAACAACAUUUGUUUCUGUUCCGCAAAAAUAAAUACUUAAGUGCACCAAAGAACAAACCGCAGUGAAUAUCCUAAAUGUAAAAAUCUUAUGCUGUGGCUUCGCCAACGACAGUGAUGAUUGCUUUUCAUUUCAUUGUGUGCGUCUCUCGACGUUUAUUGAUGCAUGACUCGAGAAGGAUGAACAUGAAGAUGAACAAGUGCAGUGUGCUAGCUUCUUUCUAUGGCAUACGUUUGGCCUGGCGAAGAGGAGGGGCAAGGGGAGAAAGAGACCAAAGGGCGGUCCAGCUCCUCGUCGAAGGCCGGCCGGAGAAAGAAGCGCCGUGCCUCGAGCUCGGGUCGGAAAAAGGAGAAGAAUGCGCGCGAAGGUGACUCGAAUUCGUCCACAGCAGGCAGCGUGUUGGAGGACGAUGCAGCGUCGG
This is a messenger RNA of Amoebophrya sp. A120, 2040 nucleotides long. Lineage: Eukaryota; Dinophyceae; Syndiniales; Amoebophryaceae. The record is from the annotation of a GenBank genome assembly.